This is a messenger RNA of Closterium sp. NIES-67, 2681 nucleotides long. The record is from the annotation of a GenBank genome assembly. NCBI's taxonomy places the organism in Eukaryota, Viridiplantae, Streptophyta, Zygnematophyceae, Desmidiales, Closteriaceae.
CUGGGCUUCCACCGCUGGCAAGAAAUAGCCGCGGUAUCAGCUUUGGGAUGGCUGCUAGUAGGGAUGCAACCGCAGCGAAGCCCAGUACCAUCUUCUAAAAGAAAUGGCUGUAAGAGGAUGUCGCUCGCUGCUGCCUAAAUAAAAGCUCGCUCCGGAAUCGUCUGGUGCCCAUUGUUCUAGUCCCAGAUGUAAUGCGUUUCUAGCUGUAUCACACAUAGAAGACUGGACAUAGAUAGUGCGUCGGACUAGAGGUGCUCACGUUUCGUGUAAAACUCGGUACACGUAGCGUAGCUAUGCGGCAGUUGGUUCACUGUUUAUGGAGUCGGCCUGUCGGAGGGCUGUUGCUUCUUGCCAUGGCGCUUGCACUGGUACUACAGCCAAUCUGCUUCAGCCACGCGGCCGAGGCUCAACCGGUCGCUCCGCCAAGCGCUCCGGCUUCCUUGCCUCCGCCGUUCGCUCCGCCUGCAGCAGGAACUGAGAAGUUCUGCACGCAGUACAAUAAAGAAUGCGCAGCCCUUAUCGCCCUAUACGACAAAUGGUUCCCGGGCGUCCUGCCGAUUGGAUAUGCGUGUCCCUUGCUGUGCAACAGCACCGACGUAGUCUCCUGCGAUCCAGUGCCUCUAGUGGGGCCUUACUGCACCGACGCUCUGCCCUACAGUCCCACUAAUUAUACCGGACUGUCCGUGGCUCUCUCGAACCUCUCGGGGCCCAUCCCAACGUCCAUUGGCGUUCUAUCCCAUCUCACAUACCUUGACCUGCACGGCAACAACUUCAGUGGGCCCAUCCCCACUGAGCUGUGCCAGCUCACCGCUCUGCAGUACAUGGAGCUGGGCAACAACAGCCUCAGCGGCACCAUCCCCAGCUGCUUCUCCCGCCUCACCAACCUCCAAGUCCUGGAUCUGCACCGCAACCAGCUCUCAGGGCCCAUGCCUCCUGAGCUCGGCAACAUGCUCUCUCUGCAGACUCUGUUCCUCAAGAACAACAGCCUUACAGGCGCCAUCCCCUCCAACCUCUCUCUCGCGCAGAACCUCACCAACCUAUGGUUGGGCAACAACAACCUGCAUGACCACCUCCCGGGCCCUCUGGGCAACCUCCCGAAUCUCGUCUCUCUCUCCAUAUCGGACAAUCCGGGCAUCAAUGGGUCCAUCCCAGAUGCCUUCACUCGCCUCAUCUCGCUCCAGUCCUUCAAUGCGACCAACACCAGUCUCUCGGGCUCCAUGCCUCCAUGCUUCUCCAACAUGCAGAACCUCACCCACAUCAUCCUCCCCCCAGGCAACAACUUCUGCCCAGCGGAGGGGCAGUGCUGCAGCGACAACCUCACCAGCAGCGCGCCUUCGGCCUUCCGCGCGCCGCCCAACAUGACGUGCCCCUUCUGCACCUUCUGCUCCUCCUUCUGCGGCUCCUGCCAGCCACCACCUCUGUCAACGGGGGCCAUAGUGGGCAUAGUGGUGGCCUGCGUGGUGUUUGUAGCAGCUCUUCUCGCUCUUAUCAUCUGGUGGCAGUGGAGGAAGCGCUUCGUGGCCUCCAAGCUCGCGGAGUGGGAGGAGGCUUUGAAGCGGCACUCGUUCCACCGCUUCAGCCUGAGGGACAUCCGCCUGGCUACCAACAACUUCAACCGCGCCAACCUCAUCGGCCAGGGCGCCUUCGGGGUCGUGUACUGCGCACAGGGGCCUGGUGACCAGCUGUGGGCAAUCAAGCGGUCGCGAAUGAUAGCCAAGGACGCAUCUGAAAGCACCGAGUUCGAGUCAGAGGUGCGCACGGUGUCACGUCUGAGCCACCGCAACCUGGUGCGGCUGCUGGGGUACUGCAGCGAGCGCGGCGAGCAGAUCCUCGUGUACGAGUUCGUCCCCAACGGGCCGCUCAGCAACUACCUCUACGCCACCCACCAGGGCGCCUGCCUCGACUUCCAGCAGCGCCUCGAGGUGGCCAUCGGCGUGGCGGAAGGGCUGGCCUACCUGCACAGCUCCACCCAGCCCGCCAUGGUGCACCGCGACAUCAAGCCGGCCAAUAUCCUGCUGGAUGCCACCUGGCAAGCGAAGAUCGCUGAUUUCGGCCUGGUGAAGGACCUGGGGGACAAUGGAGCAUCGGUGGCCACGAGGGUGGUUGGCACGCGGGGGUAUCUAGACCCCGAGUAUUUCAGCCGGGAUAAGGUUACCACCAAGGCUGACGUGUACAGCUUCGGCGUGGUGCUGAUGGAGCUGGUGACGGGUCGUCCCGCCUCCUCUGUGGACCCCACCAGCGACAACCAUGCCACCAUCCACAUCUCAUCAUGGACCAUCCCGUACAUUGAGGAUGGGGACAUCACUCCCAUCUCCGACCCGCGCAUAUUCUCGCCAGAGAUCUCGGAGCACCUCAUGGCCAUCUGCAAGAUCGCCAAGGACUGCAUGCAGUUGCCUGGCAAGGACCGGCCAGAGAUGGUUGAUGUGGCUCGCAUGUUGCGGGAUGUGAGGCGCCAAGCGUUCGGCGUGGGAGCAGAGGAGAUUCAGCUGAAUGAGGUGCCGGCCUCGCCUCUCGCCUCGCUCUACUCCUACCAUCACUCCCAGCCAGCCUCAGGCUAUGGAACAGACUCGUACAUAGAGUUCUCAGGGCCGGUUCCCAAGUAGCGAUGGAACCUGACCACUUCCAAUUAGUACCUAGAAUUAGUCAGGGUGACAGGCGAUUUGCAGAUAGACCUGGGAAUG